AUGGCCGGGAGAAGGACCUACCUAGCGCUACGAAUAACGGCUCUGGUUGUCGGGUGUAUAGGCCUGGGCGUCGCAGGCUCUGUCUACGCCUUCAACGCCUACGCCAACGCCGUGAAAAAGACGUUCAAUUACACACAAAUGGAAGUUGAACUGCUCGCACCCAUGAGUAAUUUCGGAAUCGCCUUGGCCUUUCCGGCAGGGUUCAUGGUGGAACGUGUUGGCGCGCGCUGGACGUCAUUGACCGCUCUAAUUCUGACGUCGCUGGGGUCAUUCUUGUUGUACAGCACUACGUACCAGAAAGCGUUUUACUCUGGUAGAGCGUGGCUGCAGUGUAUAUAUUUCUUUGUUACAGGGACCUUUAUUAUGUUUUGGCGCCAUUUUCACUUGUCUGACGUUAACGUCUUGUUACUAUUUAUAGCUACCGGCGCCAGCUUCACCUACAUGGCUAGUCUAAUGACCAUCUCCGCAAACGUCAGCCCUAAACACCGCGGAAAGGUGUUCGGGAUUCUUGAAGCAUUAUACAGUUGCAGCUCGUCGCUUGUGGCUCUGGUUUACGGAACGCUAUUCACAAACGGCCACAUUCACAACGACGAAGAUCAACAAGACUUGCAAGGAUUUUACCUCAUGAUGGCGCUGAUAUUUACAGUUACAAAUAUUCUUGGGAUACUUUUUCUGUCUCAAUUCGCAUAUGACGACAAUAGUGAUCAGAGGCAGGGUCUUACUACUGACGAUUCCGAGGAAUCGCCUCUUAUAAACAUUGACGAGGCCAGCGAAGAAUGCAAAAAUGUCAAAAACAAUAUUCUGAAUCCGGAACCGGUUGAAGAAAUGACUGGUUUCAAAUUGCUGAAGUCUUUCGAUUAUCAGUUUCUGAUGUGGACUUUCAUCAUCUGUUCCAGUUUACAGCUGAUGUUCCAGAACAAUAUUACGACAUACCUCAAAUCGUUUCGUAUGGAGGACGCCAGCACGUUCUUCACAACCUUGUACUUCGCUGCGGGAACGGUGUCUAAAUUCGUCUGUGGAUAUCUCUCCGAUUCCAUAGUCCACCGAGUGCCUCGACCUGCUGUUGCCUUAAUCUUGAUGAUUUUCCAAACAGUUAGUUUGACUCUGUGCAUCUUUUUCGGGAAUUACUACAGCGUGUUGCUUGUUUCGUUACUAUGUGUUGUAAUACCUUACGGCGCCACGUCGAGUCUAACUCCCGCUAUGACCAGCGAGUUCUUUGGGAUGAGGUAUUUCGGACGGAACUGGGGAUUCAUGAUGCUGGGGUCGUCAGUCGGAGGUAUGAUUCUGCAACAGAUAUUUGGCGCCAUUUACGACGAUCGGAUCAGGACUCCGGGACUUAAAGACUGCUACGGACUCGGCUGUUUCCGGUACAGUUUUUUGAUGGUCGCGGGUUUGAGCUUUUGUGCUGUCGUGUUGUACGUCGGGCUUCUUGAAAGAAGGCUGCAACUGAGAAAAUUUGUUAAAGAGGACGGGAAAAGGCAAAGCAUCCCCACUGAAAUCAUUUUAAUCCAUAUGGGAUAGGAGAUGUAGUCGGGUUAUUCCUCUGACGUCUCAACGAGGUACUCUUAAUGUCGUAAGAGGAACUGGUGUGGAUUGCUGGUUAGAACGGGACAAAUGGUGUUUCUAAGACGUACUCUUAGUGUCAUUAGAGGCGCUGGUGAGCUUGCUGGUUGGAACGAGACAAAGGGCGUCUCAGCAAAUCGAUUACUGGAUGACGGUAGUCAACUCAACGGUUGAAGAAACUCAUCUAACAUGGCGAUGGUUGGUGGUAUCCAAUAGAUGGGCGGUGCCUGGUAACAAGGAACAUUGGCUUGGUCUAUGUGGUUCGAACUACUAUUUGGAUAAAUCUGUGAUCUUUCAGUUUAACUUUCUGUUCUUUCAUGAACUGUAGAAACGAAGUGCAAUAUUACAAUAUUGUUUUUAAGAAUGAGUAAACGAACUAUAUUGCAGGG
This is a messenger RNA of Gigantopelta aegis, 1952 nucleotides long. Its product is annotated as probable transporter MCH1. Gene Ontology annotation, molecular function: transmembrane transporter activity. Bases 1 to 1521 code for a protein of 506 amino acids. Gene Ontology annotation, cellular component: membrane. Lineage: Eukaryota; Metazoa; Mollusca; Gastropoda; Neomphalida; Peltospiridae. Gene Ontology annotation, biological process: transmembrane transport. The transcript has 4 exons. The record is from RefSeq and is a predicted model, not a curated record.